AUGGAAGAAACGUGGGCGGUGUCGGAAUCUCAGUCGGCGGAACGAACAUCCGGUCGACUCACCGAGGAACUAGGCCCGCUGCUGGCCAUUCUCGGCCUACGCAUCGACAAGCACACCACCGUCAGCAUUAUUUACUGCUAUGCGCCAACGUCAACAGCAAUCGACGGAGAAAAGAACUCCUUUCAUAAGGAACUGGAGAAGAUUUCAAAGAUUGAGCGUUCAUACUACAAGUACGUUGUUGGAGACUUCAACGCAAUCAUUCACGAAGAAAGACCGGCGACAGCACGCACUGAACCACCUGGAAUCGGAGAGACGGAGGAAAACGGAGAGCCAUUUUUCUGUGAGGCUUUGGGUGACAGGCGAAUUAAAGAGCAUAUUUCAGGGUUGAGCAUUGCUAGCUGUUUCAUAUGCCACGAAUCAGAUGCGAACAUAGUUGUGAAAAAGGAAGCGUCCGAUAAUGUUAGACUAAACACGAUUGAGAAGGCAAUAAAAGACGAAAAUGAGGAGAUGCCGACUUCGCCAUGUGUCGGGGCAGUCACAGAAUCUGUGCCAACCAGAAAUCUUUUAUGGAUUCUAGAAGUUUGGCAGCAUGUCCGCUGUCUACGUCUAUCAUAUCUGCUCGCUCUUGAGUGGCCAUACCUAUUAGCCUUCAUUCUUCAUGAAUCCUCUUUGCGGUUGGGAUGUGACGUCAAUGAAAGCCAGACUAUCAAAACGACAAGCCCGGUUGCGAGCGUGCUGCUACAAAUUCUGCAUCCAUGA
Molecule: messenger RNA, 759 nt
Organism: Haemonchus placei
Lineage: Eukaryota; Metazoa; Nematoda; Chromadorea; Rhabditida; Trichostrongylidae
Source: the annotation of a GenBank genome assembly